Molecule: messenger RNA, 3100 nt
Organism: Hippopotamus amphibius kiboko
Lineage: Eukaryota; Metazoa; Chordata; Mammalia; Artiodactyla; Hippopotamidae
Gene: COL10A1
Product: collagen type X alpha 1 chain
Exons: 3
Coding region: 92-2116 (674 amino acids)
Molecular function (GO): protein binding
Source: RefSeq, a predicted model, not a curated record
UGCACUGCUCACCUGGGCACAGGGGAAGGCACAGAGAGCUGGUAAGAAACCAACUCGAGGAACUCCCAGCAUCCAGAAUCCAUCUGAGAACAUGCUGGCGCAAAUGGCCCUUUUGCUGCUAAUGUCCUUGAACUUGGUUCAUGGAGUGUUUUAUACGGAGCAAUUCCAAACACCUACAGGCAUAAAAGGCCCACCAUCCAACACCAAGACACAGUUCUUCAUCCCUUAUGCCAUAAAGAGUAAAGGUGUAUCACUACGAGGAGAGCAAGGUAUCCCUGGUCCGCCGGGCCCUGCUGGACCUCGAGGGCACCCGGGUCCAUCUGGACCACCAGGAAAACCAGGCUCCGGAAGUCCUGGGCCCCAAGGAGAGCCAGGGUUGCCCGGACCGCCAGGACCGUCAGCUACUGGGAAGCCAGGUUCGCCAGGACUCCCAGGAAAAGCAGGGGAGAGAGGACCAUAUGGACCAAAAGGAGAUAUUGGACCAGCUGGUUUACCAGGACCACGGGGCCCACCCGGGCCACCUGGAAUCCCCGGCCCAGCUGGAAUUUCUGUUUCAGGAAAACCUGGGCCACAGGGACCUACAGGAGCCCCAGGACCCAGGGGCUUUCCUGGAGAAAAGGGUGCAUCAGGAGUCCCUGGUAUGAAUGGACAGAAAGGGGAAACGGGAUAUGGUGCUCCUGGCCGCCCAGGUGACAGAGGCCUCCCAGGUCCUCAGGGUCCCAUGGGACCCCCUGGCCUUCCCGGAGUGGGAAAAAGAGGUGAAAAUGGACAGCCAGGACAGCCAGGCAUCAAAGGUGAUCGGGGCUUUUCAGGGGAAAGGGGGCCAACUGGCCCACCAGGUCCCCAAGGUCCUCCUGGGGAACAAGGCCCAGAAGGCAUUGGAAAGCCAGGAGCCCCUGGAGCCCCAGGCCAGCCAGGGGUUCCAGGGACAAAAGGUCACUCUGGGGCUCCAGGAAUAGCUGGGCCCCCAGGGGCUCCUGGCUUUGGGAAACCAGGCUUGCCAGGUCUGAAGGGACAAAGAGGACCUAUAGGCCUUCCAGGGAGUCCGGGUGCCAAAGGGGAACAAGGCCCAGCAGGUCAUCCUGGGGAACCAGGUCUGACUGGACCCCCUGGGAAUAUGGGACCCCAAGGACCAAAAGGCAUUCCAGGCAACCACGGGAUCCCAGGCCCUAAAGGUGAGAUGGGGCCAGUCGGGCCUGCAGGAUACCCUGGGGCUAAGGGAGAAAGGGGCUCCUCUGGGACAGAUGGAAAGCCAGGGUACCCAGGAGAACCAGGUCUCAAUGGUCCCAAGGGUAACCCAGGGUUGCCAGGCCCAAAAGGUGACCCUGGAAUUAGAGGACCUCCUGGUCUCCCAGGCCCGGUGGGCCCAGCAGGAGCUAAGGGACUGCCUGGACACAAUGGUGAGGCUGGGCCAAGAGGUGUCCCUGGAAUUCCAGGUACUAGAGGUCCCAUUGGGCCACCAGGCAUUCCAGGAUUUCCUGGAUCCAAAGGGGAACCAGGAACUCCAGGUCUUCCCGGCCCAGCUGGCAUAGCAACAAAAGGUCUCAAUGGUCCCACUGGGCCACCAGGGCUGCCAGGUCCAAGAGGCCAUGCUGGAGAGCCUGGCCUCCCAGGGCCCCCGGGGCCCCCAGGCCCCCCAGGCCAAGCAGUCCUGCCCGAGGGCUUUGUAAAGGCAGGCCAAAGGCCUCUUGUUAGUGCCAACCAGGGAGUAACAGCAAUGCCUGUGUCUGCCUUCACUGUUAUUCUCUCCAAAGCUUACCCAGCUAUAGGUACUCCUAUCCCAUUUGAUAAGAUUUUAUAUAACAGACAACAGCAUUAUGACCCCAAAACUGGAAUCUUUACCUGCAGGAUUCCAGGAAUAUACUACUUCUCCUACCACGUGCAUGUGAAAGGGACCCAUGCUUGGGUAGGCCUGUAUAAGAACGGCACCCCUGUAAUGUACACCUAUGAUGAGUACAUCAAAGGCUACCUGGAUCAGGCUUCAGGCAGCGCUGUAAUUGAUCUCACAGAAAACGACCAGGUGUGGCUCCAGCUGCCCAAUGCAGGGUCGAAUGGACUGUACUCCUCUGAGUAUGUCCACUCCUCUUUCUCAGGAUUCUUAGUAGCUCCAAUGUGAACACAUUCCCACCGAGCUAAUACAAGUCUGCUUGAAAAGGCAUUCCCCAACUGCACCCCACCCCACAAAAUGCAUAUGGAGGUAGGCUGAAAAAAAUGUGACUAAUUUUAGUCUUCCAAAAUACAGAUCUGAGCUCUCAGGCAUGGUAAACAAUAUGUGAAGACCCUCUCGAGUUUCUAGUCAGCAAAUCCUAAGUCUCUUUGAAGUCUUCUGUGAAUUCCUUCAGUGUUUAAAAAUUCCACCAUAAAAGUACUGCUAAGCCAAAAAAAUAAAAUGAUCACAAAAAACCCUGAAACGUGAUGCUAAAUUAUGUUAAAUUUGAUUUUAGAAAUUCAGCAUUUCCUUUUAAAAUAAGCCUGUUUCUAACAAUUAACAGGAAAAUUUCUAGGAAACAUUCAGGAGGUGUCAUAUAUCUUUAUGGGACUUAAAUACUUGAAUACUCAAAUUUAAAAGACACUACAUCCUAAGAUCUUUCUGAUGGUGCAUUACUCAAAGGCUUAAAUGGCCCCCUUCAUCAAUAUCUUUUCAAGUAUACAGGUGCAUAUAGACUUUUUACAGCUCUCAUAAAAAAACCAAAAUAUUAUGUUAAAAAUAAUCUGAAAUGCAAGGUGUUUUAGUCAUGACCCUUUUUAAACUUCUCUGUGAUUGCAGAAAAGCUUUCUAUACACCCUUCACAACUUGGAAAUGAUGUCUGAUCUAUUUUAUUUAUUUGACAGAAGUGUGAUUAAUUUGCUUUAAUUCCUUAUUGAGUCUUACGUAAUAUGAUUUUGUGGGUUUACAGAGUAUUAGCAUAUGUACCUUGGGCCUCCCAUUCCAGUGAAAUUAUAACUAGCGUCAAGGGUUUCAAAAUCUGACUAGAAAUGAAAAGAUAUUUAUUUAUGCUCUGUACUGUAUUUUUAUGUUGCUGUUAACACUUUCAAGCUGUGCCUCACGAAAUGUUUUAUCUACUCUUUAUUUACAAUGCAAUAAAAUAACAUCAAUAGA